This is a messenger RNA of Paramecium sonneborni, 1101 nucleotides long. NCBI's taxonomy places the organism in Eukaryota, Ciliophora, Oligohymenophorea, Peniculida, Parameciidae. The record is from the annotation of a GenBank genome assembly.
AUGAAAAACAAAUAAACUUAAUCCUAUCUAUUAUCUCAUAAGAGUUCUAAAAGUGAAUACAUAAAUAAAAACAAUACUUUCAUAAACUUUUCGAUUCCUUGUAUAAAUUGUGAUUCCUUUAUUCCAGCAGCUGAUGUUGAUAAACAUACAUUAAUAUGUCAAGCUAAUUCAUAUACUCAAAGUUCUUAAAUCAAAGAUUUAACAUCUAUUGAGGAAACAGAAAUUAAGCUCAAAAAAAUAAGAUAAUCAAUAAUAAUCUAAUCUAAAACAGAGACUAAUACAAACAAUAAAAAAUAUCUAAUGAGAGCAGAAGAGCUUUCCACCUAACUUCUAAAAUUGCAAAACCUUGAUGACAAAGAAUUCAGAAAACUAUAAGAUAUUUCAGAAGAAAUUAAAAUGUUAACUGAGUCUUAUAAAGGAGAGCUACUAGUUCAAUUAUUUUUAGAAAGAUUGCAUUCUUUAGCAUUAGUUAAGUAAUAGAAUUUGAAAUCUCUUUUAAAAGAAAAGCAUUAAUUGGUAAACAUUAAAUAAAAAAAGAACAUUGAUGAAUUCGAUUAAUAAUCAUUUAAACUCUUUAAAAAUUAGGAAGUGAAAGAAUAACCAUAAUAAUCUCAUGGUUAUUUGUAUUCAACUAGAGAUAACUGUUUAAGAUCACCUGAAAUAUUUAGAAAAACAUAAAUAACAAAAUUCUCUGGUUAAAAUUAAAAACAAUCUGAUUGUGAAAUAAAAUCAGAAAUUUUAACUAAAAUGUCUAGUUCAUAUUGUAAAGAAGAACCUGAUGGAAUUACUGAUAAUGAAAAUCCUAGUAAUCACUAGAGGCUAUUUUAUUCAAAAUGCUUGAAUUUUAAAGCAUAAUUAUCUAAUAAUGAUCCUGCUCAAAAAGUUCCUAUUUGUAUUUUAUAUAAAGAAAUUCUAAGCAAACGUAUUCCUGUAAAUUAAUGGAAUUAGUUUAUAUUAUCUGCUUUUCAUAAACCUACAUAAUAUUUAGAUUUUUAGAAGUUGAAUGUCUUUAAUUAAGCAGUAAAAUUCUAAAAUUCAGUUAAAUUAUUUACCAUUAAUAGUAAUUUCAAAGAAAGGUUAAGAAAUCUUAAAAUAAUAUGA